Molecule: messenger RNA, 1215 nt
Organism: Priceomyces carsonii
Lineage: Eukaryota; Fungi; Ascomycota; Pichiomycetes; Serinales; Debaryomycetaceae
Gene: ZCF21
Product: Zcf21p
Exons: 1
Coding region: 1-1215 (404 amino acids)
Biological process (GO): regulation of transcription by RNA polymerase II
Molecular function (GO): DNA-binding transcription factor activity, RNA polymerase II-specific; zinc ion binding
Source: RefSeq, a predicted model, not a curated record
AUGGACGUGUUUAAUUCUGCUUUGAGGAAUCCCGUACCACCCAUAAAAAAAGAGACGGACGAUGGAGACUCGCCCAGCGAAGAUCUUGCACAUCAAAGUAGCGACUCAUCAAGGGGCGACUCCCUUCGUAAAAAGAGAAAUUCAAGAAGGAAGCAUAGAAACUCACAUUUGGGCUGCGGUACUUGUAAAAAGAGAAGAAUUAAGUGCGACGAAAACCUACCAAGUUGUUUGAACUGUUUCAAAGGAAAAUUACAUUGUGCAUACUUAAAUCUAGAUGGCCCAGCAAGAAAUGCGUUACGUAUGGCUCAGUAUAAUCAAAACUUGAGGCAAGAUAAGCUGGAAGUGGAAAGGCCUCAAAGGUCUAGGAGCAUCACUUCUGCACCAAUAGAAAAUGCAAACAACGUUUCUGGAACUAGUGAUAGCUCUAUUGCGAACUAUUCUCACCACAUGAUUCCAGAUGUUUCAAUUCCCAGACCUGUUAGCUCUGCGGGUGUUCCAGGAGAUCCGUUAAUCCAAACUUAUGGACAUACAAUUGGUGCUCCUCAUCAAUAUCCGAAUGGACAGCCAGCUUUUGCAGUUCCUUAUCCAAUUGUUCAGUCACAACUACAAGUACAAUCUCAUCAACAGGCUCAGGUUAUACAAUCACCGUAUGGUCCAAUUAUACAAUUGCAACCAUUGACAGCUGUACCGACAUAUCCAGUUCCAGUUCCACAAUCGAUUCCAUUAGUUUAUUCAUCGGCGCCAUCCCACAUUGGUCCUGUUCCUUCUGUUUCUCAUACUCCUUACCAUUCAACUUCACAAGGUCACACACCUCAUAUUCAACAUAGUCAUAUUCCUGAAAUUAAAUCCGAGGUGUCUGUACGGAUUCCCGCUGCAAAGUUAGAUCACAGAACACUGACGCCGCCUCCGUUGGGCACAGAGAAGCUGGUUGCGAUAAGUAACAGUCAUGGAAAUUCGCAACAUUCUCUUACACUGACCCCGGAAGGUGAUAUGCAUUCACGAAGAAAAAUGAACUUUACAAAAGAAACUAAAUACGUUGAUAAAGAUAACUAUUCAAGUCAAAGUAAACGAAAGACUGGUACUUCCCCUAAAGUGCCAUCCCCAAAUAGCAAUUCUUCGACACGUUGUGCAAGCAGACAUACUACUAUAGAUGAUAACGAAGACUUGGGAGCCUCAAGGGACAAUAUUCCACGAAUAUCAAAAUUGCUUUCUUAA